This is a messenger RNA of Miscanthus lutarioriparius, 417 nucleotides long. Lineage: Eukaryota; Viridiplantae; Streptophyta; Magnoliopsida; Poales; Poaceae. The record is from the annotation of a GenBank genome assembly.
AUGGGCCGUACGCCGGCGUACGAUAUAUGCCCGGACCCUGUCUAUGGCUACCUCGGCUUCGUGGGCGACUUGUUCUCGUGGGUUUUGGCGGGCGGCUCUGCCGUCCACUUCAUCAAGGGCUUCCGGGCCUCGCCUAGCGGCGCCCGACUCGCCGGCGCCGUCAACGCUGUCCGGCAGAACGCGCCUCGCGUCGCCGGCAGGUUCGGCGCAUACUGCAUCUUCUUCUCCGUCAUCGAAAAUGCCGCGUCGCUCGCGCUCCAGAGAGACGACCAAUUGACUGGCGGCACCGUCGCCGCCGCCACAGGUGCCCUACAUGGCAUGCUGCGCCGGGGUGGCGGCCCCGCCGCUGCGCGUUGCGCUCUUCUCGCUGCCACAGGUUUCUUGGGCCUCUCGAUUUGGCCCUCGAUUGGGCCCUAA